Anguilla rostrata (American eel) is the source of this 3842-nucleotide messenger RNA. It is a transcript of the gene iars2, whose product is annotated as isoleucyl-tRNA synthetase 2, mitochondrial. The coding region runs from base 63 to 3167 and encodes 1034 amino acids. Gene Ontology annotation, molecular function: ATP binding; tRNA binding; isoleucine-tRNA ligase activity. Gene Ontology annotation, cellular component: mitochondrion. The transcript is spliced from 24 exons. Gene Ontology annotation, biological process: mitochondrial translation; isoleucyl-tRNA aminoacylation. The record is from RefSeq and is a predicted model, not a curated record. NCBI's taxonomy places the organism in Eukaryota, Metazoa, Chordata, Actinopteri, Anguilliformes, Anguillidae.
AUCUUUUAAAAGCGUUGAUGUGCUAAGAACAUUAUAGAGAAAAUAUUUACCGUGACAGCUCGAUGCUGCUGAGCCGGGCCGUAGCAGUUUGGCAGAAUGUUGCAAGACGGGGACAGGUUUUCCGCAGGGGCGUCCUUCACCCCGGCCUCUCCUACAAUCCUAGCCGCUUUCAAAGUGUCAACUCUUCUGGAGGCACUCCCCAGCCGUCCGCGGCUCAGGGAGAGGGCAAAUACCGGGACAGUGUGCUGCUUCCUCGGACUGACUUCCCUAUGAAACUUACUGGACAGAAGAUCGUAGAUCGGGAGCUGGAGAUACAACGGUUGUGUGGCUUCUCGGAGCUGUACUCCUGGCAGAGGGAAAGAAAGGUCAAAAAGGAAUACUGCCUGCACGAUGGACCCCCAUACGCCAACGGUGACCCCCAUGUCGGACACGCUCUCAAUAAGAUUCUUAAAGACAUCAGGAAUAGAUUUGAGAUGCUGCGUGGGAAGCUGGUUCACUACGUCCCAGGCUGGGACUGCCAUGGCCUGCCCAUUGAGAUGAAGGCCCUUGGAGAGCUGGGUACCAGUGGUCUGACUCCUCUGCAGAUCAGACAGAAAGCUCGGGAAUUUGCAGAAGGGGCCAUCUCUAGGCAACGUGCGGCCUUCCAGCGCUGGGGGGUGAUGGCCGACUGGGACCAGUGCUACUACACGUUCGACGGGCAGUACGAGGCCAGCCAGCUCCGCGUCUUCCAGGAGAUGCACAGCAAGGGUUUGAUCUACCAGGACUAUAAGCCGGUAUUCUGGUCUCCCUCCUCCAGGACGGCCCUGGCCGAGGCGGAGUUGGAGUACAACCCCCAGCACGUGAGCCGGGCCGUUUACGCCACCUUCCCUGUGAAGACCCCGCCGCCCAAGCUAGCUUCAUCGUCAGAGGAAUGGAGCAGUGUAGCCGCGCUGGUUUGGACGACCCAGCCCUGGACAAUCCCAGCCAAUCAGGCGGUCUGCUUCAUGCCUAAUGCGAAGUACUCUAUAGUGAAGUGUGCUGAUAGCUCCCAACACCUCCUGGUGGCCACCGAGCGUAUUGCAAGUCUUGCUGCUGCACUGGGCACUCAGUUGGACACUGUAGCCUCCUUCACCGGAGCUGAGCUGGAGGGCGGGGUCUGCCAACAUCCCACGAUACCGGGCAAGGAGGUACCCCUGUUGGCUGCUAAUCAUGUGACCAUGGGCAAAGGAACGGGAUUGGUCCAUACGGCGCCCGCCCACGGGAUGGAUGACUACAGCGUGGCCUCGCACUUCAAUCUGCCCGUGGAGUGUAUGGUGGAUGGGGAGGGCAGGUUCACAGAGCUUGCUGGUCCGGAGCUCUGUGGUCAGUCAGUCAUGGAAGAGGGCACCAAAACAGUGAUCUCCAUGCUAAAGGAAGCAGGUGCUCUGCUGAAAGAGGAGGACUGUGUCCACAGCUACCCUUACGACUGGAGGACCAAGCAGCCAGUGGUGAUCAGGCCCAGCAAGCAGUGGUUCAUUAACACAGGCAGCCUGAAGGACAAGGCCAAGGAAGUGCUGCAGAAGGUGCGGGUGGUGCCGGAGGCGGCGCGGGCCAGCCUGCUGGCCAUGCUGGACAGACGGACGUACUGGUGCAUCUCCCGGCAGAGGAGCUGGGGCGUCCCCAUCCCGGUGUUCUACAACAAGGAGACCGGCGAGCCCCUCAUUAACAAGCACACGGUGUCGCACGUGGCGGAUCUCUUCUCGGAAAAAGGCAGCGACUGUUGGUGGGAGCUGCCCCUGGACUCGCUGCUGCCCCCGAAGGUGCGGAAAAAGAGCAAGGUGGGCAAAGAGGUCGAAUUCGAGCGGGGCGAGGACGUUCUGGACAUCUGGUUCGACAGCGGGGUGUCCUGGGCCGCCGUCCUGCAAGACUGGGAGGCCGACAGCAGCUCAGAGUCCGCGGGCUCCCCGCUGAGCUGGCUCCCUCUCCCCAGCUCCCUGACUCCAGAGACAGACCCACGUGCUGAUGUUUACAUGGAAGGGAAGGACCAGCUGGGUGGAUGGUUCCAGUCCUCUCUGCUGACCAGUGUGGCCGUGCGCAACAAGGCCCCAUACAAAGCACUGGUUGUGCAUGGAUUUGCUGUGAGUGAGAAAGGGGAGAAGAUGUCCAAGUCUGUGGGAAACGUGGUGGAUCCUGACACUGUCAUCAAUGGGGGGAAGGACCCCUCCGUCUCCCCUCCCUAUGGAGCGGACGUGCUGCGCUGGUGGGUUGCCGAGUCCAACGUCUUCUCUGAGGUGCAGAUCGGUCCGAACGCUCUCAACUCCGCAAGGGACAGCAUCAACAAGCUGAGGAACACACUCCGGUUCCUCUUGGGGAAUCUGCAGGGGUUCGACCCGCGCACCCAGGCAGUGGACCCUAAAGACAUGUACUAUAUCGACCAGUACAUGCUGCACGUUCUGAGAGACUACAGCAUGAAGGUGACAGACGCCUACAGUGAGUUUGACGCGAGCAGAGCGAUCAGAGUCCUCCAGAGCUUCAUCUCCAGAGAUCUCUCCAGCUUCUACUUCAGCAUCAUAAAGGACAGGCUCUAUUGCGACGCGGAGGAUUCGAUUGGCCGACGGUCGUGUCAGACAGUUCUGGAGGAGGUCCUGGACGGCGUGACCCGAUCCAUCGCCCCCGUGCUGCCUCACCUGGCGGAGGAGGUGUACCUGCACGCUCCAGGGCACGACGAAGGGGAGACCCUGUUCCGCAGCGGGUGGAUUAAAAGCAGCUCGGUCUGGAAGAAGCCGGGGCUGGAGGAAGCGGUGGAGGGAGCCUGCGCCAUUAGGGACUCCUUCCUCUCCUCCAUCCCGGGCCGCAACUCCACCGAGUACGACAUCACCAUCGCCAUCGAGCCCAGCCUCUUCUUCGAGCUCAUGGAGUCCCUGCAGGAGGAGCCCACCUCCACCUGCUCCCAGCUGACGGAGAUCAUGAUGGCGUCGCGCACCACCCUGGUCAGCAAAAUGCCCCGGGACCUGCCUCCAGACACGCCUAUCAGCAGGGGCAGUUUUCUCAUCAACCUGGAGGGCGGCGUAAUCCGCGAGGAGAGCUCCUACAGCGUGGCGGCUAUGCCCUCCUCCCUCCACCGCUGCCCGCGAUGCCGCCGGUACACCGCCGAGUCGCCCGACUGCCUCUGCCCGCGGUGCCAAACUGUCCACGCCAAGACCCUCUGACCACUUCGCCGCCGCCACCGCCACCUUCUGCCGUCUCUUUGCCUGUCCCCGACCGACGGCUUGUCCGGCGAGGACCGCGGAGCACCGCUCAUUGACUGUGCACAGCCACCUCAGUGCACAGUCAACAACGCAUGCCGUAACCAACAUGCGCCAGCAUGAGAGUUUGCUCCAAAGCUGAAGUGAGGGUUUCAGAGGGAACCUAGUGCAGCACAAAUGUUUGUUUGCAGAGGAAGAAUACGGGAAGGGAAGGGAAGGGAAGGACAGGAUGUGACAUCGUAUGUGCGCAUCAUGUGAUCCCUCUUGUUGGAACAUGGCGCCCGUUCCAAGUAGGCAGGUGAACUGCACUCUGUAAGGCCUGUCUGAGGUGAACAGGUUGUUUGGGUUCCUUUUUUGAGACUCCUACAAUAAAGUCGGGAGGGACCUUUUUUUUUUUUUUUUGCUGUUGUUUUUUAUAUUAUUAUCAGCAGUGACAGAUUACCAUGUACCAAAAUAAUAAAAAUAGAAUAAUGUCACAAAGAGGUCAAGUUUGGUGGGAAUUUCUUCAGCACUUGCGGUUUGUCAUAUCUUCUCUCUGGGCUUGUCUUCAGUUCCCUGUAAAUACUGCAUGUUUGUCGCGCGUUAGUGAUAAACGUGUAUUUGCUGAUAUUCAAAAUCAAUAAAGCUUUGAAGAAAAGA